This is a messenger RNA of Bolinopsis microptera, 2334 nucleotides long. Its product is annotated as ran-binding protein 3-like. Bases 17 to 1429 code for a protein of 470 amino acids. Gene Ontology annotation, biological process: protein export from nucleus. The transcript has 6 exons. Lineage: Eukaryota; Metazoa; Ctenophora; Tentaculata; Lobata; Bolinopsidae. The record is from RefSeq and is a predicted model, not a curated record. Gene Ontology annotation, cellular component: cytoplasm; nuclear pore. Gene Ontology annotation, molecular function: GTPase activator activity.
AACUUAUGUUAGGGUGAUGACAGGAUCUCUCAAGCGGCAUCCGUCGGAGGACCCAGAAGAAAGUCCUAAUGCUAAACGGCGUGAUUCUCCUGGGGCCGCAGAACCCCCCACCGCCGCUGCCCCUACAGAAGCAUCCCCUACCACUGAGAAGAAAGUGGAGAGGGUCCCUGAACCCCCUUCAUUUUUAUCACCGCCUACUAAAAUUGGGGGCGUCAGCAUCACAGAAAAAGUUGGUCUAUCAUCAGACAAGAGUAAAGUUAAUGGGAACAGCACUUCCAUUCUUAGUAGUGGUUUUUCGUUAGCAUCUGGAUCAUCAUUGUUUUCUCCAUCUAAUGGUUCGGGCAGUUUUGCGGGCAUUAGCAAAGGAACUAAUAUAUUCGCUGCUGCAUUGAGUAAUGCUAGCAGUGGGGGAAUAUUCGGGUCCUCCUCCUCUUCUAAAAGCAGUGGUUUCGUGUUUGGAGGUAACAUGUCAGACAGAGUUAUAGCCUCAGCUGUGAAAGAGGGCCCUGUAAAGGAGGGCGAGAAAGCAGCACAGGAGACAUUUAAGACACCAGAUAAACCUGAGAACUCAGAUGAAAAUAAGAAAGAGGAGGAAGAGUCGUCAGCAGAAAGCAGUUCUACAACCUUUGCAACCAGUUCUAAAACAUUUACAAGCAGUUCUAAAGCACCCGUUGAACCGAAGAAAGUCUCUCUUAAGGAACUAGAGGUGACAUCGGGAGAAGAAGACGAGAAGAGAAUAAUGCAGACAUCCUGUAAACUGUACCAGUUUUGUCCAAUAGGAAAGACUUGGAUCGACAGAGGGGGUGGCACUUUGAGACUGAACGAGAAGGAGCAAGACGGGGUCUCUACCAGUAGACUUGUUGUCCGGUCUAAAGCAGUCAUGAGGGUGAUGUUGAACACGAAGAUAUUUGCUGACAUGAUAGUAAAUCGAGCGAAUCUCACGACGAUUCGAAUCUCUGCUCUGGAUGAGGGAAGAAUGUCCUCAUACCUUCUCAAGUGUACGAGGAAUGAAUGCGACAAACUACACACAGCGCUGCUAAAGAAGCGAGAAGACGAACGUCACAAAGUUGGAGAAACUGUAUCGAAUGAUAAGAAUGAUAAGAAAACUUCGAUUUCUGAGCAAUCACAGCCGGAAACGAUCGCCGACCUUACCACUGCUGAAACUCAGCCUAAACAUAGCAAUCCCCAAACUACUUCCAACCCUGCUCAAUCAGAAGAAAAAACUCCCGACCCACAAGUUGUGUCCGACGAUAAAAAGUCUGAUCAACCGGUGGUGUCAGAGCCAGAGAAAGCUGCCAAUGGAGACGAGAAUCCUGCUGCCGAAUCAGAUAGCAAGAAGACGGUUAACGGAGCCAAAUCUCACGGAGAAGAUACUUCUGAAUCUGAGACACCUCCUAAAUGUGAUGAACCAGAGAAAACCGUCAGCUGAGGAGCUUCCUCCGGGUCACUCCCCGUCAUCUAAAUUGUUUUUCAACCAAUUAUAUUCUGCUAUUAUCCCGCAUAUUACUCACCACUCAUACUAGCUGCCAAUUCAUGAAUAAGUACUGAUAUUGAUAAGUUGAAUUCGAGGUAAAACCUAAGCUCAGAUUAUGUCCUAUUUAAUGGUGGUUUACGUUUAUUCAGGAGUUCAACCUCUUUAAUUAUACAUUUGCUGCUGUUUUGAUUGAAGAACGCUUUUAAAGACUUUGAUUCAAUGUUUUGAUAAAACGUGGAUGAUGAUUAAUCACUCUUCACUCGACUGUCACGUGACUUUUUUAACACGGUGCAGUGGCCCUGAAUGAUUAUUCGAAACCCUAACCCUCUAAUCUGAUCCUAACCCAAUACCUAAUUGAAGCAUAUGCUGAAACCCUAACCCUAAGGAGAAAUGAUACCAACUUCCUUAUUAUAUUAUGGUCAUAUCACGUAAUCAAGACAGUUUUCGCCGAUAUAUAGAAAAAUCUCGAAGAUCGAGUGUAGAGUGAUUUAGCACGCUCGAUAAAACGUUGUUGUGUACUUCGAGAAACUUAAUGUUGUCCAGUUCAGUCAAAUUCCCAAAAUUUAAGACUGUUUGAUUGCAGUAAUGGUAUCAAAUUAAUUGUUUACCCGUAAUGACUAUGGGUUGUUGUUGACUUAUCAGUCUUUUAAUGAGUUUACUAAAAUAGAGUUCAUGUUUAAACUUAAAACCCUCAAAUAGCAGCGGAGUGUUUUAGCUCCUUUUAAAUGGACAUUUACUAAUUUUUUGACUUAAUAUUUUGAUCUCGUGUCCAAGUUGUGAGGGCUGUUUUACCAGUUAAAUAUUUCGACGUAAUAUUUAUUAAUAAUACAUAAAAUUCAAAUACCAUGUGACUUUUUAAA